Theobroma cacao (cacao) is the source of this 1544-nucleotide messenger RNA. Its product is annotated as pfkB-like carbohydrate kinase family protein. The record is from RefSeq and is a predicted model, not a curated record. Lineage: Eukaryota; Viridiplantae; Streptophyta; Magnoliopsida; Malvales; Malvaceae.
CGGAAGAGCGGCCUUUCUCGUGGACCUUCCCCACCUGCUGCAGUGCGGAGUACGCUUGUUCAGCCCUCUGCCUAUAUAAUACUUGGAAAAUUCCUAGAGAGUAGAGACCACUGCAAAGGAGUCCUGGGAGGAUAGAAAUAUUAUUUUGAGGGGAAGCCACCACCAAAACUAUGGGAGCAGAAACCUUGCUAACGAACGGGGAGGCUCGGGUUCAGCUUGAGGCCAAGGUUCCUGUUAUACUUGGACUCCAACCAGCCGCCCUCAUCGACCACGUGGCUCGUGUUGAUUUGUCCUUGCUCGAUCAAAUUCCCGGUGAACGUGGUGGCUCUAUUCCGGUGGCUAUCGAGGAGCUUGAGCAUAUAUUAAGCGAGUUGAAAAAGCACAUCCUUGCUUCAGCUGAUGAUUUAUCUCCUAUGAAGACGAUGGCCGGGGGAAGUGUUGCAAAUACUAUUAGAGGACUUAGCUCAGGCCUCGGGGUUAAUUGCGGAAUGAUUGGGGCUUUUGGGGAUGAUGAGCAAGGUCAAUUGUUUGUAAGUAACAUGAGCAUUAGUGGAGUUAAUAUUUCAAGAUUGAGAAAGAAGAAUGGACCUACGGCUCAGUGUGUUUGCCUAGUUGAUGCAUUGGGCAAUCGAACGAUGCGACCUUGCCUAUCAACCGCUGUAAAAGUUCAAGCGGAUGAACUGACCCAAGAGGAUUUUAGUGGUUCUAAGUGGUUGGUGUUGAGAUAUGGGAUAUUCAAUUUGGAAGUUAUUCAAGCAGCUAUUCAAUUUGCCAAACAAGAGGGUGUUUCUGUCUCAUUGGAUUUGGCCAGUUUUGAGAUGGUUCGUAAUUUUAGAGAACCUCUUCUACAGUUACUGGAGUCAGGGGAUAUAGACCUCUGUUUUGCCAAUGAGGAUGAAGCUAGAGAGUUACUAAGGGGUGGGCAAAAUGCUGAUCCUGAAGCUGCAUUAGAAUAUCUGUCUAAAUAUUGCCGGUGGGCUGUAGUUACCUUAGGGCCCAAUGGAUGCAUCGCUAAACAUGGAAAAGAGAUUGUCCGAGUUCCAGCUAUAGGGGAGGCAAAAGCCGUUGAUGCCACUGGAGCUGGGGACCUGUUUGCUGGUGGUUUCUUAUAUGGAUUGGUCAAGGGAUUAUCCCUCGAGGAAUGUUGCAAAGUGGGCUCAUGCAGUGGUGGCUCAGUGAUUCGUUCGCUCGGGGGUGAGGUAACGCCAGAGAAUUGGCAAUGGAUGUACAAGCAGAUGCAGGUCAAGGGCCUUUCACUUCCUGAUAUUCGGAACUGAUGUCUCCAUAACAAAAGAAGCAUUUAGUUUCACUUCCCUUGCUAUGAUUUAUUUUUCCGAAGAAAAAGGCAGCUUUAGUUGCGUUUUGGGGCUGGAUUGACUUGUUCACACGACUCCUCGCUUUCAACAGAAACAUUAACAUAUGCAAUGUUCAGUCAUGUUAGUGAAUUAUUCUGUAGAAACUUCUUUGCAAGGACUUCAGUCCAUCUAUUGAGUGCUACCAGAGGCAAAUGCCUUCUGUUACCUCAUUCUUUACUUUCCUUGAUA